CGGCGGGCGCCGCGGUCGGGGCGGGCGCGCGCGGCAGCAUGGAGGAGCUGAGCAGCGUCGGCGAGCAGGUCUUCGCCGCCGAGUGCAUCCUGAGCAAGCGGCUCCGCAAGGGCAAGCUGGAGUACCUGGUCAAGUGGCGCGGCUGGUCCUCCAAACACAACAGCUGGGAGCCAGAGGAGAAUAUCCUGGACCCAAGGCUGCUCCUGGCCUUCCAGAAGAAGGAACAUGAGAAGGAGGUGCAGAGCCGGAAGAGAGGCAAGCGGCCCCGGGGCCGGCCGAGGAAGCACACGGUGGUGUCCUGUAGCCGGCACUCCAAACUUAAGGAGCCCGACGCUCCCUCCAAGUCCAGCAGCUCCUCGUCUUCGUCCACGUCUUCCUCCACCUCCUCUGACGAAGAGGACGACAGUGACUUAGAUGCCAAGAGGGGUCCCCGGGGCCGUGAGACCCACCCGGUGCCUCAGAAGAAGGCCCAGAUCUUGGUGGCCAAGCCCGAGUUGAAGGAUCCCAUCCGGAAGAAGCGGGGCCGCAAGCCCCUGCCUCCGGAGCAGAAGGCGGCCCGAAGACCCGUGAGCCUGGCCAAGGCGCUGAAGGCCGCCCGGAAGGACCUGGGGGCGCCGGCCGGCAAGCUGCCCCCUCCGCUCAGCGCCCCCGCGGCUGGCCUGGCCGCCCUGAAGGCCCACGCCAAGGAGGCCUGUGGUGGCCCCAGCGCCAUGGCCACCCCGGAGAACCUGGCCAGCCUGAUGAAGGGCAUGGCCGGCAGCCCCAGCCGGGGCGGCAUCAGCUGGCAGAGCUCCAUCGUCCACUACAUGAACCGAAUGAGCCAGAGCCAGGCCCAGGCUGCCAGCAGACUGGCCCUCAAGGCCCAGACCUCCGGCAAGUGCGGCCUCGGGCUGGACCUCAAGGUGAGGACGCAGAAGGGGGGGCUGGGGAUCAGCUCCCCAGGAAGCAAAGUCCCAAAGGCCCCCAGCAGUGGGGCCGUGGAGCAGAAAGGGGGGAACGCUGGGGGGCCCCCCUAUGUCCACAGUAGCAGCAAGGGCCCUGCAGCGUGCCUGGGUCCCCAGCCUGCACCCACCCAGGAGCUGAGUCUCCAGGUCUUGGACUUACAGAGUGUCAAGAAUGGCACAGCGGGGGUGGGCAUGGUCGCCCGCCAUGCCACAGCCGGCAAGGGUGUCCCUGCCACCAGCCCAGCCGUGGGGAAGAGCGUCGCCGGUGGCCCCACCGGGGGGAGCGGGGCGGCCAUGCCCUCCGACGGCAGCAAGAGUGAGAGGCUGCCCUCCAGGGUGACAGCUCUGCCCACGUCUGCGGGCAAGAGGGACUGUGUGAGGGGUAGCGCAGCCCCCGGCAGUCAGGAGGGCCACACAGCCCCUGGGGAAGGACGCAAGGCAGCCUUGGUGGCAGAGCUGAGCGCCGGGGAGGAGAGCAGCUCCGACUCAGACCCUGGCUCAGCCUCACCGCCCGGCGCCAAACAAAACCCAUCCGUGUCUGUCCAGACCAGCCAGGACUGGAAGCCCACCCGCAGCCUCAUCGAGCAUGUCUUCGUCACUGACGUCACUGCCAACCUCAUCACCGUCACGGUGAAGGAGUCCCCCACCAGCGUGGGCUUCUUCAGCCUGAGACAUUACUGAAACCCCACCCAGCUC
This is a messenger RNA of Lontra canadensis (Northern American river otter), 1640 nucleotides long. It is a transcript of the gene CBX2, whose product is annotated as chromobox 2. Gene Ontology annotation, cellular component: PRC1 complex; heterochromatin. Gene Ontology annotation, biological process: negative regulation of transcription by RNA polymerase II. The transcript is spliced from 5 exons. The record is from RefSeq and is a predicted model, not a curated record. NCBI's taxonomy places the organism in Eukaryota, Metazoa, Chordata, Mammalia, Carnivora, Mustelidae. Bases 39 to 1625 code for a protein of 528 amino acids.